GAUGCGGCGAGAUUGUCGGGAUGGAUGUGACAAGUUUUGAAAUGAUUUAUGAUAUGUCAAUAUUAAAUUCGCUUCCGCAAUAUUGUUAAAUACUCCGUACUGUAUAUGUUAUGAAAAAUAUUAUUGAGAUUAAUAAAGUGUGUUUGAAAAGUUUUAAAUUUUACGAUUACCAAGUUAAAUACUUUAGUCUGAAUGGGGCUGUAGACCUGGACGGAUUAGGAUGUUACACCCUAAGGCGUUGGCACCCGUGUUGGAGCGUGUUCGAGAUACUCUCGGGUGUUCAUUGGAUGUGCUUCCAUUCACUUAUCUUGGCUGUCCUAUUUAUCAUGGUCAGAAGCGCAUUCAUUACUUUGAGCCUGUUCUGAAGAAGAAGCGAGACAAGACACAGGACACUAUUUGGAUGGCAUUCAUGAGGGCUAAGUACUGUAGCCGCGUCCAUCCUAUGUCCAAGCAGUGUGUUGAUGAUGAUUCGCACACAUGGAAGCGCAUGCUAGAUGUUCGAGCCGUGGUUGAGCCUGUGAUUCGAUGGCGUGUACUCUCUGGCACGUCUAACUUCUGGUGGGAUACAUGGUCUGGACUGGGUGCCUUGCAUCGCCAGGUCGAUGGCUGCAGUGGGUACUGGACUGAUGGAGUGGAUGUUCGAGCCGUGGUUGAGCCUGUGAUUCGAUGGCGUGUACUCUCUGGCACGUCUAACUUCUGGUGGGAUACAUGGUCUGGACUGGGUGCCUUGCAUCGCCAGGUCGAUGGCUGCAGUGGGUACUGGACUGAUGGAGUGGGUGAUAUGUAUCGCUCUGAUUUUAUGAUUGACCAUGAUGCUCUACCCCCUGAUUUAUUACGGCAGUUGCGCCUUGAGCCUCCAUCUCUUGUUUCUGAUCAUGUGGAUAUUCCGGUCUGGACCCCGUCUACGGAUGGGAAGUUUACUCUUGCUUCUGCUAAGGAGCUUCUUAGACCGAGGAGGAAUGAUGAAGUGGAGGACACUGUGCUUAAGAGGUGUUGGCAGAAACACUUACCCUUUAAGAUGUCCAGUCUAGCAUGGCGCGUUUUGGAAAGGCGCCUUCCCACUGAUGAUGUCCUGGCGAGAUUUGGCUUUGCAUUGCCUUCUCGGUGUUUAUAUUGUUCGCCGCCAGGACGGGAGACCAUUACACACAUUUUCUAUCAUGGGAGCAUGGCACGGCGUGUUUGGACUUAUUUCACACAGUCUGCCCGUAUCCAGGGCACACAUCACAGUUUGAGGUCCGUCUUGAGUAGAUGGUGGGCGCAGAGGCCGAGGAGCAGGAUGCUCUCGUUCCUGUUCCACCACCUGCCGAUGAUCAUUCUUUGGGAGAUUUGGACACACUAUGCUGCGUGCAAGAGGGUGGUGCCGAUUCGGUGGGUCCCACCGCCGGGUGGCACCAUCAAGGUGAAUGUGGCGAGGGCCCCGCUUCGUGGGGCAUAUGCAGCGAUCGUGCAUGACUCGACAGGUAAGUUUCUUUAUGCUCUCUCUUCUAUUGCAUUCAGGUGGGAACCAGUGGAGCGUGGAGGGAUGGACGUGCUGCUUCGGUGUAUUCAGUGGUGUAUAUCCCAGUCAUUCUUGCGUAUCCACGUAGAGUCCCAUCAUUCAGAGUUAGCUUGCUUCUUUAGAGAAGGUACCCCGUGGUACCUUCAUGAUGUUUAUGCUAGACUGCGUUUCCUCUUUUCUAUCGCGACGGUCCAGUGGUUUCAUUGUGACGUGCGGGCGAAUGCCCCGACGAUUGAGUUGGCAUUUUGGGCCGUGGAUAGUACAGAGGGGACGCGAGAGUUUACUAAUCUGCAGGAUCUUGACAUUCGGGUACAAUCUCUCCUUCCUAUGGAUGAUCUGCCCUUCUUUCGCAUAGACGAGGAUGGGGGUAACCCCUAAUUGCACUGAUUUGGGUGCCUUAACGACCGCGUCUGCGGUUAAGAGGCGCACGUAUGGACCCGCGGUUAAAGGGUGCCCGUUGGUUCCCGCGGUUUGGGGCCACGUGUUGUACCGACGGUGAACGGUGCCUUUGCGAGAUGACGGGCGUAGUUUCGCAGAGUUUCUUUCGUCCCCGUCGACUCCUGCGGCUCUUGGGG
Molecule: messenger RNA, 2073 nt
Organism: Cuscuta campestris
Lineage: Eukaryota; Viridiplantae; Streptophyta; Magnoliopsida; Solanales; Convolvulaceae
Source: the annotation of a GenBank genome assembly